This is a messenger RNA of Culex quinquefasciatus (southern house mosquito), 8209 nucleotides long. RefSeq lists its product as uncharacterized. Gene Ontology annotation, biological process: RNA processing. The record is from RefSeq and is a predicted model, not a curated record. Gene Ontology annotation, cellular component: nucleus. Gene Ontology annotation, molecular function: mRNA binding. Lineage: Eukaryota; Metazoa; Arthropoda; Insecta; Diptera; Culicidae.
GACGCCGAACGGCGCGUGUGAGUGUGUGUGCAUGGUUCGGCACUGCGGUGGGAGAGACGAUAUAAAACCGGCGUAAUUUCAAUGCUGUAUUUCAGUCUUUCAACAUCACUUGUCGUGGAAACACCUUUGAAGAUUGUGUAUUUGUGCUCUAGAGAGAGACGAGUCGCGUGUGUGUACGACGCUCGCUAUUCGAUAGAUAUACUACACUAAUAGCGUGAAUACCCAGAGAGCCAGAGAUCAAAUCUCGAAAUUUGCUACACUUUUUUUUUCUACCGAAACACGAACUGAACGAACACCCGCAAAGGCCUUCGAACUCCUUCGCAGAGACUCACGAUUCGCGCGUGCGAAAAAGAAUCAAGUGAAAAUCAUAACAAACCGAAGAGAGUGAUUCGUGAACAAUUUGUGCUCCGGAGGAACAAGGUGGUGCGAUUGGAUGGAUGUUUACAAUCAGUGGAAGAUCAUUGCUAGUGAAGGUAGAAAAACUGUAGCUGAUUUUGCUGAGCUGAGCUGAAACUUCGAGGGAGACUGUUGUGUUGGCAAGUGCAAGUUUGCAGAGAUUAAAACUGCGGCAAACCAGCUAGUGUUGGCCGUUAGGUGAUCCCGCAAAAGCAACUCCAGAAGCCCUGUUUUCGGAAAGCUAGGUCCUUCAUGUGGAAUAAUUCUGAAAGUGGCAGUAGCUAAGUUUUCCGAAAAACAGACCAAGUCCCAAAACUAAGAAAAAACCCUUCGCCGAUCAUACUGAAGCUUAAUUUCACGCGAAGAUUAAUAGUGCAUCGUGUUACGAACUAGAAAGCAAACAAAUUUCGCCUGAACAAACGAAAAGUGCGCAAUCAUUUCGACAAACGCGACGAAGUCAACGAACGUGAAGAAAAGAGACUUGCCUGAACCACAUUUCACUCUAAUCAACGAUAAUUCAAAUCAAUUGUUAGUUGCAACCGUGCAUGCAAGAAGAUACUGUGUGGCAGUGAACUCGAAAGGAGGAACACAGAAAAAGCAAGACUGAAUCGCUGAACCGAAUUUGCUCCACCUCAACACCCGUUCGUCGUCCGUCCAUCGGUUCCGUUUGUCGUCGUCGUCCAAAAAGUCCGCUACUCUCCGUUCCGCAGCACUAACUCCCGCCCCACGUCUGUGGCUGUGUGCGCGUGCUUUUGUGGCGAAAAGUGUAAUUGUGAAAGUACCCUAAACUCCCCGAACCGUACCCUCACCGUGUGUGCACUUUGAGAGACUUUGACGAGAGUGUAGUAGCGGAAAGCAAAGAAAAAGUAACCAGCAGGCAGUAACAACUGGUGAAGGAACUGGACGAAAAACCGACGAAAAUUGCGCAAAGGGAGCGAAACAGAGUGUGUUAGUUCGGAUCGAAUGCAUGGAAAACGUCUAUUAUAACAGUAUUGGAAAAUUGUUUCAUGCGGGAGCGGCGAAAUCGGCGAAAUUAGUUAGCCCCCAACAGUGAUAAUCGGCUGUGCAGAAAAUAUUUAACUCAUCGUUGUAAAUACUCGAAACACACACACACACACGCAACCGCAGCGGGGUCCUUUGCCCAAAUCACGGAAAGCCAUAUUAGAUAGAGCCUCGACUAGAGUACAUACUAGGGUAAAUAAUCAAACCAACUAUUAACGGCUGCUUGCAACAUGUCUUCAGCUAGUGCCCCGACGACUGGUGAAUCGGUGGAAAUGCCAUCGGUGGCCGCCGUGGAGGUGGCGCCUGCAGCCCCAGCAAGCAGUAAUGCAAGAAUCGUUGAAAAGGUGGAAACCGCCACAAUGACUGAUAUGCUUCCCAUAGAAAAUGAAGAAAGUGAAAGUGCUGCUGCUCCGAGUAGUAAAGUUUGCAGCAGCGAAGAGGUGAAGCCUGAACCACAGUCGCUAGUUCAGUGUGAACCACCAGCAGCAGCAGCAGCAGCAGUAGCAGCAGCAUCAGUGAUGCCAGUGCCAGAAAAGAGUGAGUUGAUCAUCAAGGAGACCAUGCAACACAUGGAAGCACUAGAACUGGACGACGAGGCCGUUGUUGUCGAGGAAGAACCCGACACCCUGUCGCCACUCAUGACCGACAAUCAUACGUAUCUUCAGCAUCAGGAGUUGAUGCGGGAGGAGGGUGAAACGAGUCCGCAGCAUCACUAUCAUCACCACCGUCAUCACCACGGUCAUGACGAGAUCCACGAUUACGACCUCGACGACGACGAAGAGGAAGACGAUGAGAUGUACAUGGAGGACGAUGACCAUAUGGAUCCGGCAGCACCGGCGGUCAGCAUGAAGCAUUCGGACACGAAAGACUCGAUUAGUUCCAUCGACAGCGAUGUUUCAUUGUCUUACGAUAGAAGAAGUUCGACCGAAUCGCAGAAUCCGCCGGAAGACGCCGGAACGGGAUCGUCCGAUGAUAACGCCAAGGACUCGGGCUGUGAAAUCACCAAGAAGCUGAUGGAUGCAACGUCCGCCGAAGAGGAAGCGUACGAGGUUCCCGACGAUGAUAUGUGCGAGAAGAUUGUCGAACAGGUAGAAUUCUACUUCUCGAACGAUAACAUUCUGAAGGAUGCGUUCCUGCUGAAGCACGUGAGACGCAACAAGGAAGGAUUUGUCAGCCUGAAGCUGGUGUCGAGCUUCAAACGCGUUCGUCAGCUGACCAAGGAUUGGCGCGUGGUAGGUGAAGCCAUCAAACGUAAAAGUGUCAAGAUUGAACCAAAUGAUGUGGGCACGAAGAUUCGUCGCCUGGAACCACUGCCAGUGUACGAUGAGACAACUCCAUCCCGGACUGUGGUAGCCACGGGACUGCCGUACGACAAGUAUACCGUGGAGAAGGUGUCCGAGCUGUUCUCGAAGUGCGGAGAAAUUUCUCUGAUUCGUGUGCUGCGUCCCGGUGGCCCCAUCCCAGCGGAUGUCCGUCAGUUCAUCAACAAACAUCCGGAACUGCAGCAGAACGAAUGCGCACUGAUCGAGUUUACUGAAUCAGCUUCAGCUCGCCGUGCUCAAAACAUGGAAGAGUUCAUCGUACUGGAGUUGGUCGCCCCCAAAAGAAGACUGCAAAAAGCCAACGUAACCAAGUUUGUGGAGAACUACAAGUUUGCAGGCCAAGACAUGGAGCGCAGCCGCGGGGGUGAGGCCUUCGAUCGGUUCAAGAUGCGCCGUGGUUCGGCUGGGUUUUACCCGAAGCCGGAAAUGCAACAUGUAUACCAGCAAAUGGUCGCACAACCACUGCCGCACCAUGAGCAGCCAACCAUGCAGCAAAUUGUGCCGCUGCAGCCCCAGCAGCAACAACAGCAACCAAUGUACAUACCGCACUCGCCACAGCAGCGAAAGUAUUCGUACGGAAAUGAAAACUUUGACUAUUUCAACCGUCGUCCGAGCACUUUCUCGAUGGGCAGCAACGAUCAGUCUCGCAAGUAUUCCAGCUGUUCGGACGGCUACUCUAGCUGUGGGGAAAUGUCUCGCCGUACAUCGCAGUGCUCGUCCGCGGCAGACAGCAUGUCUCGCCGAGCGUCCAACUGCUCCGAAGUGCCAUCCAGAAGAACGUCCAACUGUUCCGAGUUUUGCUCGUGCUCGCGCAGAAUGUCCCAGUGCUCGGACGUGUACCGUCGGAUGUCCCAAUGCUCGGAACACAACGUGCGCAAAUUCUCGGUCGGAUCCAACUACGAUCGCAAGUUUACCAACUCACCGGAAAUGGUCAUGCCCCAGCGCCGUAUCUCGAUGGACUCCAACUACGAGCGCAAGUUCUCCAACGGAUCGAUGGGCUUCGAGAGCCCCAACAUUUCGCCGCGUAAAUAUUCCAACGGAUUCGACCCGCUGCGGAAACUGUCCAGCAGCUCGGAGUACUACAACGGACGUCGUAUCUCAACCGAUUCCGGCUACGACCGGCGCAUCUCGGUGGGAUCGGAAUGCUCUAGCGCGGGACCCCGAUCGCGCUCGAACAGUGCCGUCCAGAUGCAGUGCCAUCAGCAUCAGGUCCAGGGUGAGGCGGUUCGUACCCCGAUCGGACCAGACGGCAGCAAAGGAUUCGGGUCGCGGACUCGUCGCGUCGGCCAGAUCGUCCCCCCGGCCUAAGCUCGUCGAAGCCUGCCACAAAACAGAACAUCCACACCCACGUAGGUUCGUUAGGUUACAUAUUUUGCUUCUUACACCUAAGUAUUGCGCACGUCCCGAAGUAUUGUAUGUGGGAGUGAAUUGCGUACGAUCGAGAACCAACGACGCACCCUCGCUAGAACUGCCCCAGCCCAAACGAUCGUCGUCGUCUCCACGACCUAAAGACUUUCACUGUCCCAGAUCGCCGUUUACCUUCACGUGCUGCAUAGCUCGGUGCAUAGCACCCUCGUCGACCAGACUGAUCGCAAAUAAUUGCGCAAAGUCAACGACGCCGCCACAAAGCCGAGAACCGCGGGCUAUGAGACUGUACUCGACGGUCAGGUCUGCAGAUAAAAACGUGCUCCACACACGAUCGCCGAGCCGAGAAGAGAGCGAGUGGAGGUAGACAGCGUGGCGUGGCGACACGUGAGCGCGGUAGCGCCGAUCAACAGGUCUGCGGGUGAACGGGAGAAGUGAGAGAAUGAGCGAGGUUCGGUGAGAUCCAGUGAUGCCAGUUGAUUGUAAAAUUCUUAUCAUUGAACUUGAUCACUCUUCGAGGACGCAGGGUAGCAAAACUUAAAUUUUACCAGUGAUCAUUUCAGUCAAAUUGAGUUUCCGACAAAUCCCACUACUCAGCCUUCGAGAUAGCGAUCAAGUUCAAAGCCUGGCAUCACUGCUUCCGGCUUUGUCGACGCCGAGAAUGAUGAAUGAGCGGCGCACCGUCUCCCACUCUCUCUCUCUCUCUCUCUCUCGCUCUCUUCGGGCACGAUCGCGAAACGAUCUUUGACUGGGACGGUGACGGCAGGGGGCCAUGUGCGUUGGCCGGCCGACGUCGCGACGAUGCUGAUCUUGGCUCUUGUGGUCGAUCGGCGACGGAAUGCGUCGUGGUCGGAACCUUUUAUGAAUGUCUCAGCGAGUGUUUGCGUGACGAGAAUCUUGUCAGAUUUCUAUUUUUAUUCUAGGUUAAGUUUCUUUUUGUUUUGUUAUUUUGUUUCGCUGUUACUAUUAUCAUCGACCUUGUAUCGCGUGACAUUGUUUAGUUAUUUUUUACACACAAACACACUCUCUCGUAUUUAUUCUUAGUUUUGUUCGCGCAUUACUAGUUGGUUAGCUCGUUAGGAUUGGCGGCAGCAGCACACACAUUUAUACGCGUGCAUCAAGAUAUUAGUGUCCCAUGGGGUCGCAGGCUUAGCAUUACUUUAAAAAAAACCCGUAGGUUAGGUGACUCUAUUGUCUACUUCGCACCUUUCAUAAGCAGAGAGUAAUAGUCAUUCUAGGUUGUUCGUUUACGCCAAAGGCGCGUGUGAUGGAUUGCGGAGGAUCUUUGCGAAUCGGGCUUGGUGUUUUUUUCUCUCUCUUAAAAAUGUCAAGUUCGUUAGACACUAUCAAUCAAACGCUUUCAAACGAUCACAGAACGUUCUCUCGAAACUAGUCAUAAAUUCACUUCGUGCCUCGAAUGACCUUGACCUGUUUUUCACGGAUUCAAAUUCAGGGUCUUUGUCUUAACCGUAUUCUCUUGAAAUGGGGUACAGUGCUUCAAAGCUUUAAAGCUUACAUUUUCGUCUUUUACAAGCAAAAACUUUAUAUAAGCACUUAGAAAAUCUUUUAGAAUGAUUCAAUUUUAACUUUUGACAAUUUAAUUUAUUCUUAAAAAAAAAUUAGACGAAAUAAAAAUUUUGACGAUUUGUUUUGUUAUACAGAGACAGCUCAUUGAUUCGAAUAUCACUAAUUUGUACUUUUUUGUUAUUCAUAAAACUUUAAACUGUCAAAAUUCAACUGUAAUUUGUUGGAAUUUGUGAAUUUGAUUUCGGUUGUUCUACAGCAGUUACAUUCAAAUUAACGUUUUUUUCUGUAAUUGAUUGUAACGACUGAAAAGAAAAGCUAAGCAAUCUCAAAUGAAAGUGUACAAGAAGCAAAGUUAGGCAUGCUACCUUUACAAUUUUAAGAAGAUUGCUAAUAACUAACAUUAUAAAACAGAACGGAUUUGAAGCUUUUCAAUAUCAAUCUUUGAUUAUUUUUUUGUUUUUUUAAGCUAACGUCAGGAAAUCACUUUUUAAACUAAUUGGUUGUCAAUAUCAAUUAGGUCUCAACAGAUAACAAGACAACUCUCAAAUCAGUUUGAACAUAGAUUGGCCAAUGAAUUUUCAUGAGCCAAUUUCUCCAAAAUUUACAGUAGAAAAUCCCCUUCGAAUUGCUGGCCAGUGUCAUCGACAGAUGGUCACAAAUUAAAUCAAAAUCGCCACAAUUUCCUCUAAUGCACUUGGCUCCACCGGAAUCAAGCGGAAUAAUGCAACAAACGGUGAAAGGCUGAGUGAAAAGCGUUGUCCAGAAACGAAAAAAAAUUAGACCUGUCACGCAGACAUUUGGGGCUGGCCGCUUUCCAGCUGAUCGCAUUUCCCGGCGAACUGCCAUCAAACUAAGCCAACAAACUUCCCCGGCUGCGGCAGUAGUAAUAAUUAGCGCCAGCGCGUGGCGUGUUUGAGAAAAAAAAACGAAAAAUACACUCAGUUGGGUAAAACUCAUUAUUUUUUACAGAUAUUAUCUAACAAGUUUAGCCAAAAAAGAGUAAAAUUUUAAGAUUAGUUGGAAUGAAGUGAUUUCUUAAUCAGAAGAAAAUUCAAUAACGUUAAGUGACCAAGUGCUUUUUAAUUCAAAUGGUUAACUUAUGUUUUUACAGCACACUAAUCAAUCUAAUUCCAUUACAUUUUAACAAAUCUGUUCAAUUUUUCCGGAAUUAUUCAUGCUAUAAAAAUUUCAGUAAUAUUUUUUUUGAGCACUUUAAAUCUUUUUUCAAACUGAGUGUACUAUCACGUGGAGAAAUGACUCCGAAGACGCCAUUCGCGAGAAAGUCUCGGUUGAAAUUUCCCUUCCUUCAAUCCGUUCCGUUCCGGCGCGGUUCGCAACGUUCCAGGCACCUGGCCAGCUGUUGCUGGUGCUGGUGGCCAUAAAAGUUAAUGAACGUAACUCGCGCGAUUGAGGUAAACGAACAACAACAAACAGAUAAUAGUUUAACGCUUCAUACACUUCCACGUUGCGAUCGGGCAGUGGUGUCUGGGGUGGGCAGUUAAGGGGCAGCCUCACGUGAGCUCGCCUGACUUAACGAGGCGCACAUUACCGGGUUUUGGACCGCGCCGCCGCCGGUCCAAAUGCGCCUCUCUGAACUACACUGUUGUAGGAGUUAAUGAAUGAACGAACGAAUGCAUGAAUGAAGUUUGUUUCCUUCUUCUUUCGCUUCUUACUGCACUUGGAUCGCAGCGGAUCGCUAUCGCAACCUGGAAGUGACUCAACUCGAAAUUAAUCCAAGUCUGAUGAUAUUUUUUUCUUCGUUCGAAAGCAUAACAAACAGUAGCAGGUUGUACCAGCUGAUUUACACAAAAUUUACAUUAGGCACCUUGUUUUUAUAUACGACACACAGAUAUUAUACUUAAGCCAAACAUUUGUUGAAAAGUUAGAGAGCAAGUUCUGCGCGUACAGUAUCGCGAUGAAGGUCUGAACGAAAUUUGGAAGAAAAGUGGCUGCUAUGACAGUUAGUUUAUAACAUAAAUAUAUUUACGAAUAAAUGCCCUAAGAAAGAAUAAACCGACCAUACUAACCCAUCACUGUAAAUAGUACUUAAGUCUGAUGAACAAUAAACCAAUCGAAAUAAAUGCUGGGAUGAAUGCAAAAUGAAACAAAAAAUACAACAGCUGUGUAACGCAAGUGCACUUAGUUGUCUGUUUAGAACAAUAAUUAUAUUAAUUAUUACGAAACGAAAUCGCCUAGAAUUAUCCAGAACAUUAAUCAAAAAACGGAGAAAAAAUCAAACGAAAUUUUACACAUCAUUUAGGCAAAUAAGAAAAAAGCAGAAGAAAAAAAAGUAACAAGUAAAACGUGAUAGAAAGUAAGGCAACCCGUUGAGGCGAUGCGUCCAACGAACCAAGAACUGUGAAGUGAGAUAAUAAAUUGGCUAGAGCUGUAAGUUAGGCCUUGUACUACCUACCAACUACUACUACUACCUUUUUAUACGUGGACUUAUUUUUAACGCAUAACUUAUCGGUUUAGAACGUACAGUGAAGAAAGAUAGAAAGAGCAAGCUUUGGAAGCGUGAAAAAAGUGAAACAAUUUGUAUAGCGUAAAUAAUUUUAGACAUUAAAAUGAGCUACUAUCAAUAGUUUUAAACAAAA